GGAGACUCGCACACAGCGCUGCUUGGGAUCCAUCGCGCACAGACUGAUCCAACAGAGACACACCCACUCCCACAUACACACAUUCACCCACAAGUACUGCGGCAUGGAUUGCAGCGCUGCCCACAAUUCUACGCCGCACUUUCCUUGCUUGGUGUUGUGAUUUUAUCUUCACAUAUAUAUAUAUAUAUAUAUAUAUAUAUAUAUAUAUAUUCUCCCUUUUUUUAGAUUUUUAGUUUUUGCGCUUUAACGGGUGGAAGGUGUGGAGAAGGAAGGGAGUUUCAUUUGUGCGGUGAAAGGAUUGGAGGUGAAGAACGGAGACCUAGUUGGUGGCGAAGGAGGAAGGGGGGCGGUUUAGGUGCCUGUAGAGGAGCGAUGCAGAGGGAGUUCAGGAGGUUUUCUACGAAGGUUUUUCUCUGUCGAUUUCUUAAUCCUUUCUUAGCUCUAACCCUUCUCACACGCAAUCUAGACCUAUUUAGAUCGAGCAAAUUGAUGUUUUCCAAAAUUCUGGUACUUAAUUUUGGUAGGACUUCAAAUAGUGCUGCCUCGUAAGGGUUGGGACUUUGCAACUAUAUAAAAAGAUCUAGCAAGAUGUCGAACGCCAAGCAACAAGCGAAGGAGAAGGAAAUGGCUAUGAGUGUAUCAAAUGUUUAUCUUCACGUUGUAGAAGACGUGAUCAACAAUGUGCGCACCGAUUUCCAGAGUGAAGGAGUAGAUGACAAUAUUCUGAAUGAGCUGCAGUCGCUCUGGGAGCUGAAGUUGGUGCAGUCAGGUGCAAUUCAAGAACCUUCUGCUCAUGACGCUAACCCAGCAGCCAAACCUAUCCCUCAAACAGUAGCUACUCCAGUACUCGAUUUAAACGGACCAGUAGCAGCCGAGGAAUACGAGGCUCCGCCCAAUUACUUCUCCCAGGCGCCUGCAUCAACCUCUUCUCGGGAGCCUGUUGUAUUUCAGUACAUGCCUCCAGGCCCCAGAGAGGAAUCCUUGCAAUUAAACUCUGGUCAUCAGCCUGCUUCUAGGAUUGGAAAUGGAGCGCCGAGUUCUUACAUGCAACAGCCAGCUUCGUGGAUGAAUCAAAAACAUCGUGGAGUUGAAGUGAAUAUGAAUGAAACAUAUGAAGAAAGAGCAGUAGAUAAUGGUCUAGCACAGGGUCUCAAUACAGCUCAGGGUGCCCCUCCUAUAACCAAGGAUUUUCUUACCAUUUCUACAGGCAAGAGGAAACAUGAUGAAAUUUCCUCUGGAAACUACUACAUCCCACAACGAGAUGGUGCUGCGGAUGUUGAGUUGUCCACAUUGGUAAGUGAGAGCUGUCAAAACGAGGGCCCCGAGGCAUUGGAAAGAUGGAUAGCAGAGAAAAGUGUUGGUAGGAACGAAGAUUUACGGUUGUGGUCUCUAUAUAGAGAGAAUGCAGAUGCCGCAAUUGAGCAUCUAAUACACGCCAAAUUUUCGCAGAAACUUUCGUCUUCACAACUUGAUGGUGUUGAUGACGAAUACGAUGGUUACCAGGGUGUCGCAGAGGAUUACAAUGAGCCUGAAGAGGACGACCUCUCGGCACCAGAAGCGAAGUUGGUAGUAAAUUCUGAACCAACGGAGUCAGAGGGCUCUGAACCUCCACUAUGUGAAGACGAUGACGAAGAUGACGUCGAUGAUGCUGACCAUGGUGAUGAUGAACCGGCUACCAAUCAUCUGGUGCUUGCCCAGUUUGAUAAGGUAACCAGGUCGAAGAACAAAUGGAAGUGUACUCUAAAGGACGGUAUCAUGCAUUUAAAUAAUCGUGACAUUCUCUUUGUAAAGGCAACCGGGGAAUUCGAAUUUUGAGUAGUUUGUUAUUUUGAUGGUUGAAGGAAGUUUCACAACUGCGGAGGCAUUGUGUUUGUAAAGGUCUUAAACGCUAUAAACAGUGGGCCCAAACGACCUGAAAUAGGUUGAUUCGCUUUUCUCAAA
This is a messenger RNA of Physcomitrium patens, 1941 nucleotides long. RefSeq lists its product as uncharacterized. The record is from RefSeq and is a predicted model, not a curated record. Gene Ontology annotation, cellular component: transcription factor TFIIA complex. Gene Ontology annotation, biological process: transcription by RNA polymerase II; transcription initiation at RNA polymerase II promoter. NCBI's taxonomy places the organism in Eukaryota, Viridiplantae, Streptophyta, Bryopsida, Funariales, Funariaceae.